Botrytis porri is the source of this 1869-nucleotide messenger RNA. RefSeq lists its product as uncharacterized. Lineage: Eukaryota; Fungi; Ascomycota; Leotiomycetes; Helotiales; Sclerotiniaceae. Bases 1 to 1869 code for a protein of 622 amino acids. The record is from RefSeq and is a predicted model, not a curated record. The transcript is spliced from 2 exons.
AUGCGACACGUUUUGUUGACGAUUUUGAUCGUCUGCCCAUGUUCUUUUUUGAGCAUGGCAGAUGGCUCAAUUUCGAGUAUCAGCAUCAAUGUUCUCACUCUUACAUCGUAUACUACCGUCUCACCCACCCCUAUUAUCGUAACAUCCUCAGAAUUUGUGACACCAAUUGAUCAGAUCCCCGUCACCUUGACUUCUGCACUGAUCGUUAUUUACACAGUGUAUCCAGAAAAUGAGUCUCCGAUAAGAGGAACUGUAACUGAAUUUGCAUACCCUACAUAUCUUCCAUCGGUUGCUGCAACUCUUGCAACGUUAUCAACCAGCACUACGAGCCUUCCAAUCCCACGGACAACUGGUAGCUCAAAGACUACUAAGACUGAUAGUUCAAACACUGUUGAGAUUGAUAGCUCAAGCACUAUUGUCAAAAGCACUGCACCAAUAACAUCUUCCACUAGGUCGGCGAGUUCAACAAGUAAGCCAAGUAUUACACCAACCUCUUCUAAAACAUCGUCUUCGGCAAUAGCAACUGGCACAUUGGUAUCGACUCCACCAAACAACAAUGCUCAUAAAUCGAUGCUAGUUUUGGCAAUUAUAGUCCCAGCCAUCGUCGGCGCCAUCCUCGCUAUUGCUGCGCUUGGUUUCCUGGUAUGGUGGUUACGCCGACGUAAUUUGAAGAAGAAAGGCAAUAACGCUUCGAACUCCAUGGCAUUGAGACAACAUAUUUGUGAUAGAUAUAACCAAUGCGCAAACACAGGUAAUAGAGUUUCAUGCCCAGCACACAAUUCACGAAGCGAUCGUCUAAGUGUCUUGGACACGUUGGGCUUGACAGACAAAAAAUUGUGGCCAUCUUGGCCUUUCGGUGAUAAGAUGACAUUGGGUACUGGUGCUAUCAAAAAAGCUAUGAUGGGAGCUGCAGUACCAGUUUCUUCAACACCAUCACGACCAGUAAGAUCCUAUCAGCAUGAGUUGCAGUUUGUAACCAGUCCUCGACCAGCAGAACUUCCAGGCGAUCCUACAAUAUCUGAAAACAAAGGUUCGAUAGAACACCAGCCAAAAAGUGAGAAUGGUACAGUCGUCGCGCCUCCAAUCCCACCCAAGUCUCCAGAUAGGGACCUCAAGCUGUAUGGAAGAAAUGCCACUGGACAUACUCGAUCUGGGUCAGAGCCUGCAAAUGGUAAGAAGGGCAUCGAUAAUUCAUCAUUGCCACGGUGGUCAAACAUGGACGGUCAUCUGUCAAAACAGAGUUCUGAACUUCACGGAGCAGUCGUAUCCCCCUCUACGCCAACUACAGCAUGGCCACAUGGCAGCACCCCACAAGUUCUUGCGCCCGCGCUUCCUCAAGUUCAGAAAGAGUCGGCUACAACACCAGCAAAGGCAUGGGUCGAACCACCAUCACGAUUCUCUACUCCCUCAAAUAACUCUACUUCGCCCAAUGCAACUUCGAAUGACAGCGCCGACACCAGUCCAAAGCAAUGGGUUGAACCAGUUUCAAACCCCGCUACUGGAACUAGAAAUCGUGCGUAUAAUCCCAUCCCGCCUUCCCCAACAGAAGCCGAUACUCUACGUACUGUCGCAGAACGCGACAACACGUUGGCAAUGCUCGAGGGCCGUCAAAAAGCCCACGUAACUGGAAGCAUUUCUGGGAUCUUUGGUGGAAAUGAAAAUCUGAGACUCUAUAACGAAUCCGUAAAGAGAUCUAGAAGAAGAAGCGGCGACAGAAGAGCAGAGCUUCAAAGCAGGUUUCCAUUCGCAAGACCACCCGUACCAGGCACAGUAACAGAUGCUACCCAUGACGUCUCUUACACUUCAACCGAGGCAGGAACUUCGAUCCAGCGUGUUGACAAAGAAAAUGGACUCGGGGGUUGGAUGUGA